UAAAAGCGAGACCAGUGCAUUUGCCGUGCGGCGACAGAAUGUUGAAGGCCCGUCUGCAGGAGGACGCCCUGCUGGGACGCUGUUUGGCCACCUCGUGCUCCGUGGAGCGGGGUGAGCUGGUGCUGGAGGAGCUGCCCUUCGCACGCGGACCGAAGCGCGACAGCGGCAUCGUCUGCCUCGGAUGCUACCAGUUCCUGCAGUUCGGAGAGGACGGCGAUUCGCUGGACCGCUGCGAACUCUGCGAUUGGCCGCUGUGCGGAUCGUGUGCCGACGACGAAGACGUCACGGAGCAUCGCGGAGAGUGCCAGGUCUUCUCCGCCGCACGUGUCACUUUCGCCGGGAAUGUGAGCGAUGAUGGCGUCUGCCCGCAGUUGGAUUGCAUAACCAUAUUGAGGGUUCUGCUGGCGAAGGAGGCGAAUCCCGAGCGAUGGGAUAACGAGGUGGCACCCAUGGAGCACCACGAGGAGGAGCGCAAGAAGGACGCCGAUGUGUGGCACGCGGAUCGCGUAAACAUCGCCCAGUACUUGCGCGGUCCCUGCAAACUGGCCUCCCGAUUCAGCGAGGAGCUGAUCAUGCAGGUGGUCGGUGUGCUGGAGGUGAACGCCUUUGAGGCGCGGAGCCCCAAGGGCUAUCCACUGCGGUGUCUCUUUCCCUACACCGGCAUUCUGGCCCACAACUGUGUGCCCAACACAUCCAGGAGCAUCUAUCCCAGCGAGGGAUACAAAAUCAGACUGCGUGCCAUGGUGGACUUGGAGGAGGGCCAGCCCCUGCACCACAGCUACACCUACACAUUGGAUGGCACUGCCCAGAGACAGAAGCACCUGAAGCAGGGCAAGUUUUUCACCUGCCAAUGCGAUCGCUGUCUGGAUCCCACGGAGUUGGGCACGCACUUCUCCAGCCUGAAAUGUGGCCAGUGCGCCGAGGGAUUCCAAGUGCCCAGGCAGCCGACAGAACCGGACACCAGUUGGAAUUGCGCGAGCUGUGGCUCCGACACCAGCAACGUGGAGGCACUGACGCUGCUCCAAUCCCUCCAAUCCGAAGUAAAUGCUGUGCAAGCACUGCCCAUGGCAGCCAAGCGGCUGGAGGAGGUCGAACGACUGUUGCGCAAGUACAAAUCGCUGCUGCAUCCGCAGCACUUUAUCGCCACUGGGCUGAGGCAGCUGCUCAUCGAGAUGUACGGGCGCGUUAAGGGCUACGAGAUGGUACAGCUGCCGGACCACCAGUUGGAGCGCAAAGCAGAGCUCUGCCGCCAAGUGCUGAAAGUGCUGAACAGCUUCGAACCGGGUCUGAGCCGCACACGCGCCAUGAAUCUCUACGAGCUGCACGUGCCACUGGUGCUCCUGGCCAAGAGUGGCUUCAUUGCCGGCAAGCUGAAGGGCGGCGAGCUGCGAGCCCGCCUCGUGGACGCCAUAGAUCUGCUGAAGGAGUGUGUGGAGAUCCUGGAGUUCGAGGACAAGAGCUCCCAGGAGGGAGUGCUGUGCGUCGUGGCGAAGCAGGCACUGAAACAGCUUACACUGAGCGUGGAGGGACUGGGAAGCGAACUUGAUUGAUUACUUAUGCAUAUCGGUUAGCUUUAUUGGGAACAGUUCUAGGGACACAAACUGCGGAGGUGUUGGUGUUACAUUAAAAAUCUUGUUAGUGCUGCUCGAUGGUCGUAAAUGUCAAAAGAACAAUAAACUACAACUAAACAGUGAUUACAAUUAUUACAAA
This is a messenger RNA of Drosophila yakuba, 1710 nucleotides long. RefSeq names its product SET domain-containing protein SmydA-8 (gene SmydA-3). The coding region runs from base 39 to 1550 and encodes 503 amino acids. The transcript is spliced from 4 exons. Lineage: Eukaryota; Metazoa; Arthropoda; Insecta; Diptera; Drosophilidae. The record is from RefSeq and is a predicted model, not a curated record.